AUGCCUGGUGGAGCAGUCAUCUCUGGGCCGGUCGACACCAUGGUUGUCGAGGCCCCGGUCACGUUCAAGGCCUACCUGAUGUGCGCCUUUGCUGCCUUUGGUGGUAUCUUCUUCGGUUAUGACUCAGGUUACAUCAAUGGUGUUCUCGGCAUGGAUUACUUCCUCCAUGAGUUCUUUGGUGAAGACGCCACCUCUAUUCCUGCCUCUCGAAAGUCGCUCAUCGUUUCCAUUCUCUCCGCUGGAACCUUCUUUGGUGCCCUCAUCGCUGGUGAUCUGGCUGAUUGGUUUGGUCGUCGGAUUACUAUCAUCUCUGGCUGCGCCAUUUUCAUCGUUGGUGUCGUUUUGCAGACCGCUUCUGUCAGCGUUGGACUUCUUGUUGCCGGUCGUCUCAUUUCCGGUUUCGGUAUUGGAUUUGUCUCCGCUAUCAUCAUUCUCUACAUGUCUGAGAUUGCACCCCGCAAGGUCCGUGGUGCCAUUGUCUCGGGUUACCAGUUCUGCAUCACCAUCGGUUUGAUGCUGGCUUCUUGUGUGAACUAUGGCACCCAGGAGCGUACAGACAGUGGGUCGUACCGGAUCCCCAUUGCCCUCCAAAUGCUCUGGGCUCUCAUUUUGGCCUUGGGGUUGUUUAUGUUGCCCGAGUCGCCUCGAUUCUUCAUCCGCAAGGGCCAAAAGGAUAAGGCUCGCACUGUGCUGGCUCGUAUCCGUGGCCAGCCCGAGGAUUCGGAAUUUGUCGAGCGCGAACUGAAUGAGAUCGACGCCAACAAUCAGUACGAAAUGAUGGCAAUUCCCCAGGGUGGAUACUGGACCACCUGGUUCAGCUGCUUCACCGGAAGCCUCUGGCACCCUAACAGCAACCUUCGUCGUACUAUCCUGGGUACCUCUCUGCAGAUGAUGCAACAAUGGACUGGUGUGAACUUCAUUUUCUACUACGGAACCACCUUCUUCCAGGAUCUCAAGACAAUUGAUGAUCCUUUCCUGAUCAGCAUGAUCACUACGAUCGUCAAUGUCUUCUCUACUCCCAUCUCCUUCUACACCAUUGAGAAAUUCGGACGUCGCCCUUUGCUUCUUUGGGGUGCCCUGGGUAUGGUUGUGUGUCAGUUCAUUGUCGCCAUUGUUGGUGUCACCACCGAUUCGCAGAACAAGAGUGCUGUCAGUUCAAUGAUCGCAUUCAUUUGCAUCUACAUCUUUUUCUUUGCUAGCACUUGGGGCCCCGGUGCUUGGGUCGUCAUCGGUGAAAUCUUCCCUCUGCCCAUCCGGUCCCGCGGUGUUGCCCUCUCCACCGCGUCCAACUGGCUCUGGAACUGCAUCAUCGCAGUCAUCACUCCUUACAUGACUGAGGCCGACAAAGGUAACCUUGGUCCCAAGGUGUUCUUCAUCUGGGGUUCUCUGUGUACCUGUGCCUUUAUCUACACCUACUUCCUCAUUCCCGAGACCAAGGGUUUGACCCUUGAGCAGGUUGACAAGAUGAUGGAAGAGACUACUCCUCGCACUUCCGCUAAGUGGAAGCCUCACACCACCUUUGCUGCCGAGAUUGGAUUGGAGGAGAAGGCUGCUCAGGCACCCAGCGUGACCCAGCAGGAGGUCUAA
Messenger RNA from Penicillium mononematosum, 1587 nucleotides. Its product is annotated as sugar porter family MFS transporter. Bases 1 to 1587 code for a protein of 528 amino acids. Gene Ontology annotation, molecular function: carbohydrate:proton symporter activity. Gene Ontology annotation, cellular component: membrane. The transcript has 3 exons. Gene Ontology annotation, biological process: transmembrane transport; carbohydrate transport. Lineage: Eukaryota; Fungi; Ascomycota; Eurotiomycetes; Eurotiales; Aspergillaceae. The record is from RefSeq and is a predicted model, not a curated record.